AUGCACAAGACGGUGCUCGCGAUGCUCGGCGGCGCCGCCCUCGCGCUGGCGGCACCAGAUGACGGGGACCCGCUGCAUAACUGGUGCAACACCCUGAGCACCGACGACAGGGCCCAGACAUGCUACUGCUCCGCCUUCUGGAUGGCGGGGUACGCGAACGCCGACGUGCAGUUCAAGACGGAUUGCCAGCUCGCUUCGAUGAACAAGCUAUUCGACGGCGCCGAAUUGGCGCUCAAGUCCGGCCUGGACUCAUUCAUGUCGCCGGUGGAUGCCGAAUACAACGGCGGGCAGUGGACGCACAACAUAACCAUCGUCUUCACCGCCGUCAAAGACCGCGAAUGGCCGACCGACUAUCGCGUCGGCACACUUCGGGCCCUCCGUCGGGCAUCGUACGAGAGCGCCCGGCUGGACGGCAACAUGAAGUGGUAUGUGCGUGAGUCGACGCAGUACUGGAACUGGACCCCCGACCAGUGCUGGCGGAAUACCCAAUGCGGAUUCUUUAAAACCUGUGCCUUUUCGCAGGGCGGGUACCUCGACAUCCUCGUCGACUGGGGAUGA
Molecule: messenger RNA, 558 nt
Organism: Drechmeria coniospora
Lineage: Eukaryota; Fungi; Ascomycota; Sordariomycetes; Hypocreales; Ophiocordycipitaceae
Exons: 1
Coding region: 1-558 (185 amino acids)
Source: RefSeq, a predicted model, not a curated record